ACAUAUCCAAUUUCUGAGAGAGAGAGAGAGAGAGAGAGAGAGAGAGAGAGAGAGAGAGAGAGAGAGCAUUUGAAUGAGCAGUUACAAGCAAGUUGAAAUUCAAAUCGAAGAUCAAACGACCCCACAUAAUAAAUGGUGCCAUCCAUUGAAAGAAGAUGGAUUUGCAAACUUUAUUACGAGCAAAUUAUUAGACAAUCCGACGGUGGUGCACAAGAUCUUCGGUGCAGGAUCUUUCUUCAGCCCUCUCUUGUUCGGCAAAUUCUUCGAUCCUUCUGAUGCUUUCCCACUUUGGGAGUUCGAAUCCGAUUCAUUAAUAAUGCCACCCAAUCUCCAUAAUAGCUCCAGCCAUCGAAACAUCGAUUGGUCUCAAACGGAUAACGACUUUGUCUUGACAGCAGAAAUCCCUGGUAACACGGUUGAAGUUUGUAUCGAGAAUGGGAAGAUUAUGGAGAUAAGUGGGCAAUGGAGGCAAAAAAGGGAGUGGAAGAGCGGCCUUUGGUGGGAGUACGGCUAUGUUCGGAGGAUUGAGCUGCCGGAGCAAACCGAUUGGAGAAAAACGGAGGCGCGUGUCAAAAACGACCUAGUUUUGGAGAUCAAGAUUCCGAAAAACACUAGAGAGUGUACUGUUGAUGCACCUCCAAACUGAAACUAGCCAUAGCUUAUAGGAGAUAUAUAUAUAUAUAUUAAGAUCACAAAAGACUUUCGGUUUGUUUUGUACAAAUCGAAUGUCACAUAAAGGAAACAGAGUAUUUUUCUCAAGAUGUGUGUGUAUGUAUAAAUUGGUUGGUUGUAUGUACAUGAUUGAUUUUCAGUCUGUUUUGGUGGAUGCAUGUACUAUGAUAUAUUAUGAGGAAUUUAUUCACUGCAAGUUUUGAUGGUCA
Molecule: messenger RNA, 881 nt
Organism: Erythranthe guttata (spotted monkey flower)
Lineage: Eukaryota; Viridiplantae; Streptophyta; Magnoliopsida; Lamiales; Phrymaceae
Product: HSP20-like chaperones superfamily protein
Source: RefSeq, a predicted model, not a curated record